AUGUCCGCCGCCGUCGCUCCUUUUCCCCCCUUUCAUGAAGGGAAUAUAAAGAACUGGUUCUUACAAAUGGAAGCCAUUUUCACAGUCAGAAGGAUUACAGACCAAAAGACCAAGUUUGGCCACGUGGUGGCGGUUUUGCCACCCGCCAUUGUCGAUGAGGUCUCAGACUUCCUAGAAGCCGUUCCUGAAGACUCCCUCCCAACUUCUUCGUUAUAUGAAAAGCCGACUCGGCAAAAAUACCAUGGCCGACUCUAUAUUAAAAAGCUUGUGGCUGGACCGUCUCCCCCCACCACCAUAACCCAAAUUUUGGCGCCAAUGUCCGAAAACACCUCGAUCGAUCAAUUAGCGGACGCCGCGGAUCGUAUUUUCUCGCAACUGGAUAAUCAGACAACGCCGGUACACAGUGCUGAAGCGACUGGAGACCACAGGUCCUUGGAAAAAACAGUCGAGGAAUUGCAGCGCCAAGUUAAGGAUUUAACAUUAGCUCUAAAGAGCCGUGGUCGAAGCCGGUUCCCUUCCGCCGGCGCUUCAGAAGUCGACCACGCUCGUCCAGCCGAGAUAAGGAUGCCACUCCUACUAUGUGUUACUACCACCGAAGAUUUGGGUCUAAAGCUUAUUACUGCAUCAAGCCGUGUACUUAUACUGCGGUCGCGGAAAACAAAACCGCCAGCGAGUGAAAGCGACUAA
Messenger RNA from Acanthosepion pharaonis, 687 nucleotides. NCBI's taxonomy places the organism in Eukaryota, Metazoa, Mollusca, Cephalopoda, Sepiida, Sepiidae. The record is from the annotation of a GenBank genome assembly.